Messenger RNA from Guillardia theta CCMP2712, 835 nucleotides. RefSeq lists its product as hypothetical. The record is from RefSeq and is a predicted model, not a curated record. Bases 38 to 643 code for a protein of 201 amino acids. Gene Ontology annotation, molecular function: GTPase activity; GTP binding. The transcript has 5 exons. NCBI's taxonomy places the organism in Eukaryota, Cryptophyceae, Pyrenomonadales, Geminigeraceae.
AGGUUCUUUUCACCAACAAAACAGACCAGGAAUAAUCAUGAGUACUGAAUACGAUUACUUGUUCAAGCUUUUGCUCAUUGGAGACUCUGGUGUUGGAAAGUCUUGCCUCCUCUUGCGUUUUGCCGACGACACCUACACUGAGAGCUACAUCAGCACCAUCGGCGUUGACUUUAAAAUCAGAACCCUUGAGCUCGACGGGAAGACGAUCAAGCUGCAAAUCUGGGAUACGGCUGGUCAGGAGCGCUUUCGCACCAUCACCUCCUCCUACUACCGAGGAGCGCACGGGAUCAUUGUUGUGUAUGACGUGACCGAUCAAGAAUCGUUCAACAACGUCAAGCAGUGGAUGAAUGAGAUCGAUCGCUAUGCCAACGACAAGGUCAACAAGAUGUUGGUCGGCAACAAGUGCGACCUCACCGCGAAGAAGGUCGUCGACUACAACACAGCUAAGGAGUUUGCUGACCAGCUUGGCAUCCCCUUCUUGGAGACCUCGGCAAAGGACUCUACCAACGUCGAGCAAGCUUUCAUCACCAUGGCGGCUGAGAUCAAGGCUCGUAUGGCUCAGGCACCUGCACCCAAGAGCGGCGGCCAGUCCAUCCAGGUUGGAGCAGGUGCUGCAGUGGGGGAGAAGAAGGGCUGCUGUUAAGCGAGGAAGAAGCUCAAGGGGUGCAGAGAAGUUGUACAUGGGAAGAGGAGUGGGAUGGCUUGCCGUCUCUGUCCAUUGUGAUUAAUUGAUUUUUGAUAUGUGGAGCGACUUUCCAUGCUCGGGUUCACAAGAUGAGAGACGCGUGCGGUCUCGGCGUUAAACUUGCAAGAUUCAUAAAUCCGAUGCGAAUUG